Molecule: messenger RNA, 5574 nt
Organism: Oenanthe melanoleuca
Lineage: Eukaryota; Metazoa; Chordata; Aves; Passeriformes; Muscicapidae
Gene: CDK18
Product: cyclin dependent kinase 18
Exons: 16
Coding region: 793-2229 (478 amino acids)
Biological process (GO): protein phosphorylation
Cellular component (GO): cytoplasm; nucleus
Molecular function (GO): protein kinase activity; ATP binding
Source: RefSeq, a predicted model, not a curated record
GGCGGGGAGGAGCCAGCGCCGCACGGAGCCGAGCGCCGGCAGCGCUCCCGCAGCGCGCCGGGUCCACACCGCGCCCGCACCGCGCCGGCUGUGUGCUGCGACUGCCCCGGUACCGGCACCGGCACCGCUCCGACCCCCCUGCUCCGGUACCGGCACCGCUCCGACCCCCCUGCUCCGGUACCGGCACCGGCACCGCUCCGACCCCCCUGCUCCGGUACCGCCACCGCUCCGACCCGCCCUGCUCCGGUACCGCCACUGCUGCGACCCCUCCUGCUCCGGUACCGGCACCGGCAUCGGCAUCGCUCCGACCCCCCCCUGCUCCGGUACCAGCACCGCUCCGGCCCCCCCUGCUCCGGUACCGGCACCGCUGCGACCCCUUCUGCUCCGGUACCGGCACCGGCACCGCUCCAACUCCCCCCUGCUCUGGUACCGCCACCGGCACCGCUCCGAUUCCCCUGGCACUGGAACCGGCGCCGCUCCAAUUCCCUCGGCACCGGCACCGCUCCGACUCCCCCCUGCUCCGGUACUGGCACCGGCACCGCUCCGACUCCCCGUACUCGGUACCGGUUCCGCUCCAACGUCCCCGGCACCGGGACAGCUCCAACCCUUUUCCUGCACCGGCACCGGCCCCGCUCCAGCCACGCUGCGGUGCCGGUCCGGCUCCAGCCCCGCUCCGGUGCCAGCCCCGCUCCCGCAGCUCCCGCAGCGCCGCCCGCGCUCUGCCCCGCAGGAAGGAGGAAGGGACGCGGCACCAGGGAGCGGGCUCUGCCGUCCCUGGCAGCACGAGGGAAGAUGAACAAGAUGAAAAACUUCAAGAGGAGGUUUUCUCUCUCGGUGCCGCGCACGGAGACCAUCGAGGAGUCGCUGACGGAGUUCACGGAGCAGUUCAACCAGCUCAACAACCAGAGGAACGAGGACCUGGCUCAGGGCCACCUGCAGCUGGAGCAGCUGGGCAGGGAGGUGGCCGGGGAUGGCAGCCCCGCGUCCCCGCCGCAGGGACAGCGACAGGGACAGGGACAGUCCCCGGUGGCCGCCGUGCGCUACCGCAACCACGGCCAGCGCCGCUUCUCCAUGGAGGACGUCAGCAAGCGCCUCUCGCUGCCCAUGGACAUCCGGCUGCCCCCCGAGUUCCUGCAGAAGCUGCAGAUGGAGAGCCUGGAGCUGCCCAAGCCCCUGAGCAGGAUGUCCCGCCGAGCCUCCCUCUCAGAUAUUGGCUUUGGGAAGCUGGAAACCUACAUCAAACUGGACAAACUGGGAGAGGGCACCUACGCCACGGUGUUCAAGGGCCGCAGCAAACUGACCGAGAACCUGGUGGCGCUGAAGGAAAUCCGGCUGGAGCACGAGGAGGGGGCGCCGUGCACGGCCAUCCGCGAGGUGUCGCUGCUGAAGAACCUCAAGCACGCCAACAUCGUCACCCUGCACGACAUCAUCCACACCGAGCGCUGCCUCACCCUCGUCUUCGAGUACCUGGACAACGACCUCAAGCAGUACCUGGAGAACUGCGGGAACCUGAUGAGUGUGCACAAUGUGAAGAUCUUCAUGUUCCAGCUGCUCCGUGGCCUGGCUUAUUGCCACGGCAGGAAAAUCCUGCACCGAGACCUCAAACCCCAGAACCUGCUCAUCAACGAGCGGGGGGAGCUCAAGCUGGCUGAUUUCGGAUUAGCCAGGGCCAAGUCAGUCCCGACUAAAACCUAUUCCAACGAGGUGGUGACGCUCUGGUACCGCCCUCCCGACGUCCUGCUGGGAUCCACCGAGUAUUCCACCCCCAUCGACAUGUGGGGGGUCGGGUGCAUCCACUACGAGAUGGUGACGGGCCGGCCGAUGUUCCCCGGCUCCACGGUGAAGGAGGAGCUGCACCUCAUCUUCCGCCUGCUGGGAACCCCCACAGAGGACACCUGGCCUGGGAUAACAUCCAACGAGGAGUUCAAGGCUUACAACUUCAGCCAGUACCGCGCCCAGCCACUCAUCAACCACGCCCCGAGGCUGGACUCAGAAGGCGUCGAUCUGCUGACAAACCUGCUGCUGUACAGAGCCAAGGGCCGGAUCUCAGCCGAGGCAGCCCUGCAGCACCCCUACUUCAGGAGCCUGGGAGAGCGUGUGCACCUCCUGCCUGACAACGCCUCCAUCUUCUCCCUGAAGGAGAUCCAGCUGCAGAAGGACCCUGGGCACCGAGGCUCAGCCUUCCAGCACUCAGCCCGAGGCAAGAACAGGAGGCAGAGUAUAUUUUAAACGGGGAUCUCGUCGCCAUGGAGAUGGAAGCUCUGAGAAGGGAGCGGCUCCCGCCCGACCCUGGGCAGAAUUCCCGGCUCCAGCAGGACGAGGCUGUCCCCAGACCCUGCCCUCCAUGGACCUGUGGCCUUGUCCCCCCCUCUUUUUGUGCUGUCCCCCCCGGGAGGAGCUGUAGGAGGAGCUGCCCCGGCGGGUUUGGGGGUGCAGGGAGGGGAUUUGUGGGGUUUGCUGGAAAUGCACCUUUGCUCAGACAAGCUGCCCUGCAGCCCCUGGUUUUUGGGGAGCCCGUGUUUGGACUGGCACAGCACUGGGAGCACCUGGGGCACAGCUGGAGCACAGCUGGAACCAGGGCAGCCCCCCCAUAUUUCCCUCCCCUCUGCUGCAGAACCCCCUUUCCCCUCCCUGUUUUGGUACCUGAAUCCAGCUGGGGAUGGAGCAGCCAGAACUCCCAUUGCUCCCCCCAGCACCUCCCAGUCCCUGCUCCCAAAUCCCAGCGUAUUCUGGGAUGUCCUGAGCCCAGAGCAGGGCCUGGGGGGGCUGCAGCUCUCACAGGGGGGUUCAGCCCCUCCCAGGCACGGAUGGAUGGAGCAGCCCCUUCCCCAAACCCACGGGGCAGGACGGGAUCCCGGAGGAUCCCAGGGCUCUGAGCCCCUCCCUGCGUGGCUCAGCCCCUCCCCAGAGCUGCUCUCGCCCACCUGGGCUCGGAGGGAAGGGGGAGAGGUGCCAAACCUCCCCCAGCUCAGCUGUGGGCACCAGAAAUAGCCCAGGGGAGCAGCACAAACCCCUCUGCCCCCCGUGCCAGGCUGCUCUGGAUCGCUGCUCACAGACAUUCCUGCUGCUCCAGGGGUUCCCUUCGGGGGAACAGAUCCCUCCCUGCUGGCAGUGAGGGCACGGAGCCCCUCUGCUGUGGGAUGGUCACACCCUGGGCUUGGCUUUCCCGGAGGAUCAGCUCCCUCUGGGAUUCCUGGAGCUGGGGGUGGCACCUGGGGAUGGGCCCUGGGGAUGGGCCCUGGGGAUGACACCUGGGGAUGAGACCUGGGGAUGGCACCUGGGGAUGGCACCUGGAAAUGAGAGCUGGGGAUGGAACAUGGGAUGGCACCUGGAAAUGGCAGCUGGGGAUGAGACCUGGGAAUGGCACCUGGGGGUGGCACCUGGAAAUGAGACCUGGGGAUGGCACCUGGGGAUGAGACCUGGGAAUGACACUUGGGGAUGGCAGCUGGGAAUGGCCCCUGAGAAUGGCCCCUGAGAAUGGCUCCUGGGGAUGUCACACCGGGGGAUGUCACACCUGGGGGUGGCACCUGGAAAUGAGACCUGGGGAUGGCACCUGGGGAUGAGACCUGGGAAUGGCCCCUGAGGAUGGCACCUGGGGAUGUCGCACCUGGGGAUGUCACACCUGGGGAUGUCACACCUGGGGAUGGCACCUGGCACUUUGCCCCAGGGCCCAGCUCCCCGUGGGGCUGUUCCCCCUGGAGCAGGGAGUGAUUCCUCCACCAGUCCUUGGAAAAGGAGCAGAGGGAGGGAAAUGAGGGAUCCAGGAGCUCCCAGAGAGUCCCCAGGCUCUGCAGGGUUUGAGGUUUGCCCAUCCCUGCUCCAUCCCCUUCCCACACCAGCCCCAUUGUUCCCUGAUUGAUCCCAGUGGGUGGGGAGGAGCAGGAGCAGCCCCCAGUGACAUCUGGGGCUGGGAUUUUCCAGAGGAAUUUCCUUGGGGUCAGAGCUGGGCACGGACACGGCUCCUCCAGGUGCUGAGGAAUUCUGGACCCAGGCCAGGAGCCCUCCAGGAUAUCCCUGAGCUCUCUGGGCAUUUCCCAUUCCCACACUAAACUUCCAGGGGCAGCUGAGCCACCCCACAUCCCCACUGGGAGCCACAGGUCUGAUGUUGCUGCUGAAGGUCAAGGCAAAUCCCACAGAGCCAGGACAGAAUUCCAGCAGCAGGAAAAGGCCCUGCUGGCUCCUGGUUAUCCUUGCACAGCCUUUCCCUUUUUUCCUACAAAUCCCCCCAAAAGAGUUUCCUUGUGAGAGAAUUCCCAGCAUUUGGCAACACCCAAUCCCUGGCAAAACCAAGAAUUCCUUCCCUCCUAAACUUUUUAAUGGAGCAGGAAUAGAAUAAUCUUUCUUAAGAAUUCCAGCUUUUCCAAGGAAUUUUUGCCAGAUUUUCAAGGAUAUUUUUUCCCCCUCUGGAAUCACCCCUGGAACCCCCAACUUUACAUCAAUUCCAGAGAAUUCCAAGGAGAAUUCCAGAGAAUUCCAAAGGGUUCCAACCCCCCCCAAAGGACACACCAUUGUUUUAUCAGCCCCAAGUGCUCCCAAUUCCAGAUAACCCCUUUUCUCCCAGGGAUUUCAUGGAUAUUUGAUUCCCAAUUUGAGUGUAAAUAUUUGCUGCCCUGCUGAGCUAGGAAAAAAAAACAAAAAAAAAAACAAAAAAAAACCCCAGAGCUGGAGGUUGGCAGGGAUUAAAUCCUGGAGUGAAAUCCCUCCUUUCCACCUCUGGGAUAAUAUUUUAGUUAAAAACCCCUGAGCAGAGCAGAGUUCUGUCUCAUCCCUGGGCAGGAUUUUCCAGGUUUGGGAGCACCAAGUGGAAUUUUCACUGAAAUUUUGAGAAUUUCUGUGGCUUUCCAGCAAUCUCAUUUCAUGGAUUCUCAUCCACCACACCGAGGAGCAGCUGUGGCAAAAGGAAAUCAGGAAGUUGUUGCUUUGUCUUGCACGAGUUUUUCUUGGAAUUUUUUCCCCUUUUUUUUAUUUUUUUAUUUUUUCACCAGAAAUCAGGAUUUUUGGCAGUGCCCUGAGGAAAAGCCAAAUUCCUGGUGUUCUUUUGUUGGGUAUUUAUGGUUGGGUAAAGGAAUAGAAAGAAAUCAAUUUAUUGCAGGGUGAGGUCAGGGUUUGGGACAACAACAACAACACUUGGAGGCAGAGCUGUUCCAUUCCAUCCCAUCCCUCCAUUCCCACAUGGAAUUUCCUCAGCCACAUCCAUGUGGAGAAUUUAAACAACAAAACUCCUUUGGAUUUUGGAGAUUUGGAACAAAAUAACUGCAUUUUUCCCCUUUCUUCUUUACACACAAUUUGAAAAAAAAUUGAUUUAAAGGGCAUUUUCCCAAGGUUUUUCAUCUGAUCUCCAGCUGUGCUGCACAUCUGUCUGCUCAAACUGUAAAAUUGGAUUUUGGAUGCCCCUGUGAAAUAAAAAAAUUCACAUUUCCUCAUUGCCUUCCUCCAUCCUCAGCAUCCUGCUCAUCCUCCAGCAGGAGGGGCCAGGCUGGGUCCCCAAAGUGGCAGAAACCAGAAAAUAAAUGUAUUUAACUAGGGAUGUACAAACAAAAGAUGUGUUUUGAAAUAAAUGAUUUUAAAGAUUUA